Messenger RNA from Panicum virgatum (switchgrass), 1284 nucleotides. RefSeq lists its product as uncharacterized. The record is from RefSeq and is a predicted model, not a curated record. The coding region runs from base 1 to 1284 and encodes 427 amino acids. The transcript is spliced from 8 exons. NCBI's taxonomy places the organism in Eukaryota, Viridiplantae, Streptophyta, Magnoliopsida, Poales, Poaceae.
AUGCGACAAAUUGGAAAGUCACUGAAGGACUAUCCAGAAAUUGAACUGCCAAAUGCAGAUGACCUAGACAAGCUUGGCAAUAGACUUGUAAACGAACAGAAUAGCUAUGACAAGGACCAGUUGAAAGAUGAACACAUGACAAUACACAGCAAACUUAAUCCGGACCAAAGAAAUGCAUUCGCAGCAAUUAUAGGAUCAGUCGAAAAAGGACCGGGAAAACAGAUAUUUGUUGAAGGCUACGGUGGUACCGGAUAUGAUCAGCAAUUACUAUACAUUCAUGCCAGCCAGUGCAAUGGUUGUAGAAACAAUGGAAGUCCUGAUAUGAAGCACCCCAAUAAUACUGAUGCAUACACUGCUGGUCGCUUGGAUGGUUAUUUGCCCUUUGGUGAUGGUGAACUAAGUGGCUUUGAUGAUUUGGAAGCUGAGGCUGCUAGGCUAAGGGUUGUGUUCAAGAAGAUGCCAGUAGAAGCCCAGGCCCCCAAUGAUUUGUCGUCGGCCUGCACACAUGUGGCCAGAGGCCCCGAGCUGGAGACCGAGACCGAGGCCGAGAGGGAAUAUCAGCUUCUCCUUCAAUCUCCUUCCUCCUUCAACCUCCUCCUCUCCACCACGCUGCCCCCCACCCCACACGCCACCGCCUGCCUGCUCCGUCGCAGGGAGAGCCCCUGCAGAGGACCUGCAGCCGCCGCCUCCACGGCUCCACCGUCUGAGAAGCUUUUGCCUGCUGUUGCCGAGUCUACAUCUGCAAUAACCCUGCUAGAGCCAGAUGUUUCAUCCCCGAAGGAGUUGCUUGGCACUACAUCAUCGGAAGGAUGCAUCAUUGACAAUCCACAACCUGCGCAGCACAACACCACUGACAGCUCUCCGCCAUCCGCAUCAUCGCUCGUUUCUAAAAUUUUGGCCCGGUAUCCUCGGAAUUGGUACCAAGUGUUUUACAUUAGGAUGGACCGUGGGGGGUAUUUCUGCAUGUACCCUAAUCUGGGUGGACCAUUUCGGAGCAUAUAUGAAGCUGAUGAUGCUAUUGAGCGCUAUCUUGAUGAAUUGCGGCAUAAGGCAAUGUGCAAGGAUCAAGUAAAAUUAUCUGUUGUGGAUAGGCUGAUACACAGCUGUAAAUUCUAUCUUGAUGGCACACCUAAGAGAGGUCCCAAUUCACCAACCGAAGAUGAAAAAAUCUAUAUGGAUCAAGCUGUACUUGACCAGUAUAACGAGGACCACAAUCUUUUUGGGGGUUUGGUCUCCCUCCCUCCCUCCCUCCCUCAUCACACACACAAAACAGAGAUUAUGUAG